Molecule: messenger RNA, 582 nt
Organism: Cladophialophora carrionii CBS 160.54
Lineage: Eukaryota; Fungi; Ascomycota; Eurotiomycetes; Chaetothyriales; Herpotrichiellaceae
Exons: 1
Coding region: 1-582 (193 amino acids)
Source: RefSeq, a predicted model, not a curated record
AUGUCUGCUCCAACACAAGUCACCGCUCAGCGCACCGAAGCCUUCUUCCGACUCUGCAACGACAGAAACGCCAAAUCGCCAUACCUGCGCACCAAACCCCGCAUCAUCGAGGCUCUAGGCCUCCUCGGCGUCCCAUCCCAGAAAGCCAGAGUGAUCAUGGAACGAGUGGUGCGCAUCUGGCAGCGUGACGGCCCGACCAACCUGCGCACGAGAGAGGGCCAAAAGCGACGAGAGGACACGACCGCCGAAGUCAGCACCAUCUACCCAGAGGUCUUUGCCAUGCCUUGCAACGGACCCGAGGAACGGCUGUUCGUCAGGGAAAAGGCGAUCCAUGCCAUGAUCUGGUAUGCCACGUCGAGGACCCGGCCCCAGAGACGACGGGGGGCCAGGCGGGCGGCACAGCAGUCCCAGACUCAGGCACAGCAGUCUCAGACUCAGGCACAGCAGUCUCAGACUCAGGCACAACAGCCUCAGACUCAGGCACUACAGUCCCAGACUCAGGCACAACAGUCUCAGACUCAGGCACUACAGUCCCAGACUCAGGCACAACAGUCUCAGACUCAGGCGGCGACCAACAACUAG